GUUGGCGGUCACUUCAACAACAACAACAAUAGCAACAGAUAUGCUUGCGACAGCAGCAGCAGCAGCUAAAGCGAAUGGCAGCAAUCAAAAUGACAAACGGCAGUGAUUAAAACCAGUCAGAGAGGCCAGGCCCAGGCCCGCACCAACAGCCACACAACUGAUUUCCAGACCCCCAUAGACCCACUGGCAGCAAUCACCCAGUCAGUCAGUCUGUUAACAGCAACAGUUGCAACAGCAACACCAACACUAGCACCACCCCAACAGCUACAACUACGAGGCGUGUUUGCUGAAUCAUCAAGAACGGGCAAACGGGCAAGAAUAUAAUUUUCAAGUGCGCCACAUCAAUUGAAUCUACUUAAAGAACACGUCAAGAGACCUUCAACGUUCAGCAGCAGCAGCAGCUCUAGCUACAUCUCCAGCAACAAUGCUAAUUACCGAGCAUAGUAAAUGUCUACAUAACAGCAGCAGUGGCAGCGGCAACAGCAGACGCGAUCGUGCAACAACAAAUAACAUUAUGCUGCAUAUCAUCUGCUUUGGUCUGUUGCUUGUAAGCGUCCAAGCUUGGAUGCCCGAUGUGCGGCCCGAUUUGCAGACGAAGGCUGAUAAAAUCACCGCCAGUUUCUUUGGCAACACCACAGACUAUUAUAAGAUUUUGGAUCACAAUGACGACAGCAUUCUCAUUGGUGCCAAGGAUGUGAUCUACAACAUAAGCAUGCGUGGAUUAAAGGAGAACAGCCGCCUGGUUUGGAAUAGCUCGCAAGCCGACCACGAGCUGUGCACCUUGAAGGGCAAACUAGAGUGGGACUGCCACAACUAUUUGCGUGUCUAUGCGCGCCUGAGCGAUGGCCAGAUACUGCUCUGUGGCACCAACUCUUACAAGCCGCGCUGUCGUCAUUAUACGCCCGUGGAGCAGCCGGCGGAUGCAGUCGAUGGCAGCAGCAUGCGCUAUGAGCUAACACGCGAUGUGGAGGCGCAGGGACUCUGCCCCUAUAGUCCGGCACACAAUAGCACCUACGCCUUUGCCGAUGGCCAACUGUAUAGCGCCACUGUUGCGGACUUCUCCGGCGGUGAUCCGCUCAUCUAUCGCGAGAAUCUCAAUCUGCGCACCGAGCAAUAUGAUCUCAAGCAACUCAAUCAGCCGGACUUUGUGGGCGCCAUUGAGCGCAAUGGCUAUGUGCUCUUCUUCUUCCGCGAACUCUCCAUGGAGUACAUGAACUUUGGCAAGGCGGUCUACUCGCGUGUGGGUCGCGUCUGCAAGAACGAUCGCGGCGGUCCCUACAAUCAUGCCAAGAGCUGGACAUCGUUCCUCAAGGCCAGACUCAACUGCUCCGUGCCCGGCGAGUUUCCCUUCUACUUUGAUGAAAUACAGGCCAUCAGUCCCAUUGUGGAGAGCGGUCCACAUGCCUUGAUCUAUGCCGUGUUCACCACUUCGGCGAAUGCCAUACCCGGCUCAGCUGUCUGCGCUUAUCGCGUGGACGACAUACUGGCCGCCUUUGAUGGUGACUUUGUCUCGCAGAAGGACUCGCAAUCGCAUUGGCUGCCCGUGGAGCAGCAGCAGGUGCCCAAGCCACGACCAGGCCAAUGUGUCGAGGACUCGCGUACGCUGGCCAGUAUUUCGGUUAACUUUAUCAAGAAUCAUCCGCUUAUGGACGGCGCUGUGCCUGCCGUGCACGGUCGUCCACUGCUCACUAAAGUGAAUCUGCAUCAUCGUCUGACUGCCAUAGCUGUGGAUCCGCAGGUGAAGGCGCUCAAUGGCAAUCACUACGAUGUCAUUUACAGCGGCACCGACGACGGCAAAGUGACCAAGUUCAUCAACAUGAUCAAUAGCCAUCAGAAUGGCAGCACCGAUCGCAUGCGCACUGUGGUCAUCUCGGAGAUGCAGGUGCUGCCGCUGGGCACGCCCGUGCGCGAAAUGGUCAUCUCGUCCAAGAAGAACACACUCGUUGUGGUAAGCGAUGGACGCUUGGUCACAGUGCCGCUGCAUCAUUGCUCGCUUAUUGUUGACUGCCUGGGCUGCCUGAGUCUGCAGGAUCCGAACUGCGCCUGGGACUUGCAGACGCACGAGUGCAAGAAUCUGGCCGUCGGCCCACACAAGUUUGGCACCAAGAGCUAUCUGCAGAGUCUGAAUACCACAAAGAAGGCGGCGGCGUCGCUGUGUCCCAAGACGAGCGCCGAUCCAGUGAUUGUUACCAUGGCGCCCACGCAGCUGGAGGAGGCACAGAAGCUGCACUACGCCAGCGUCAAUGCCCAACAGCCGACGGCACAGCCUGCCAGCAAUGCCGAUCAGUUGCCCACAGGCGGUGGCAUUGACUUUGCGCUCAACGAUUACAUAGACGAGAACAAAAUACCACAGGCUGCUGUCGAUCCCGAACGUGUUAUGAGCUAUGAUCCACAAAAGUCCAAUGCUGCUGUCAAUGAACUGCACAAGGCUUCAUCCUCGUCCAUGAGCUUGGGUUACAUAUUGUUUGUAGUGUUGAUCUUCCUUUUGGGCAGUGGGUUUGGCAUUCUCAUCAAGAUGUGCAAUCAAAACGCUCACGAUGCCAGUCACCACAAUCAUUUUGACAAGCACAUACAAUUCAAGGACAUUAACUUGCUGAAUCCGUAUACGACUACACAGAAAGCAGCGAAUUUAGAUCUGGAAAAGGAUCGUAGUCACGAGUGCAAGAACUCAACGGAGCAUCUGGAGAAGGAGCUGCCCUGCAAAACAUCCACACUGACGAAAGUGAAGCGCACUUACAUUUAGAUUUAGAUUUGGCGGCGCAGGCAGUGUCCUCAAAAUUAGUCGAAUUUUCAUUGUUUUAUGUUGCAGUUAGUUGUGUAGUUAUGAAUGCAUCCCAAGCCACGCCCACAUCUGCACAACGCAGCGCAGUUUGCAGCGCGUUUGAAACGCGUGCGAAUUCAAAUUCGUUGUGCACACAUUUAGUUAUAGUUUUGUGUCUAAAAGUUUAGUUAAAUUUAUGAAUAUAGGUCAUAGCGUUUAUAUGUUUAUUGUUUAGAUUUAUGUUGUAAGUGAAAAGAUUAAGAGCAUAUCAGACAGUUUUGUGGCCACAACAAAAAUUGGCUAAGAUUUGUUUUCUAUUGAACAAAAGUUUUUGCCUGUGGCCAGUUAACUUGGAACUCGAACUCGAACCCACCCAUUAACUCGAAUAAUUUACACGAAAUUCAAACAAUUAUUAUUCUUUACAAGUAUUCUGUUAGACUGAAUGUUUUUUUUGCCCGCAACACGCUAAGCCACGCCCCGCCACACCCCGCCACUCCCUUAUUCGCACACAACAAGCUAAUUAUAAUUGGAAUACCACUGUGUAUCUCUGUGUGGCUAACAAAAGCAAUAUAAUUUGUAUCUAACAUAAAGCUCAAUAAGGAAUUGAAUAAGAGAACAUGUAUUUUUGUAAUGCUAUUUAAAGUACGAACUAGCUUAAGCUAAAUGCGUUCAACACACACACAUCUAUGAGGCUGUUUGCUAAGAACUGAAGAACCCCAGCCACAAAAAAACAAACUGAAAAUAUAAAAAAAUAUAUAAUACGCACAAAUAGUAACAGCACGCGCCUUAAAAUAUAUUUAAUACACAAUAAAUAUGCCUAUGCUAAGGACUUAAUUGUAAAUUAAAUUACUGUAAGUGCUUGUAAUAAUAUAUUUGCAUGUAUUUUAAGCAGAUUCAGCAUUUUUAUAUUUUUAUGUUUACUUUAUAAGCUGUUGUCCGUCC
Messenger RNA from Drosophila busckii, 3703 nucleotides. RefSeq names its product semaphorin-1A. The transcript is spliced from 6 exons. Lineage: Eukaryota; Metazoa; Arthropoda; Insecta; Diptera; Drosophilidae. Gene Ontology annotation, molecular function: chemorepellent activity; semaphorin receptor binding. The coding region runs from base 425 to 2743 and encodes 772 amino acids. Gene Ontology annotation, biological process: negative chemotaxis; positive regulation of cell migration; neural crest cell migration. The record is from RefSeq and is a predicted model, not a curated record.